AGACACUUUGUAUUAAAACGUCAAACGUAUAAUCUCCUACACAUUUUACCAUCACAAAAGCUCUGAAAUAUUAAUUCUGCGCAAUUAAUUUACUCAUAUUUGUUUAAAAUCACUAUUUUCCGAGUUAAGUGAAUGUUAUCAGCUCAGUUGUUUCGCGCUGAGACGUAGAUACGCCAUGUUGGUUGAAAAUAAUAUGCCCCAAGGGGAUAUACCAUUUUAUCGACAAGUUGAUUUGAGCGUGUAUUUCGUGCAUUGAAUAUCGCUGGUCGAGAAAACGUUGCAAAGUGCAGUAGUUGCAUUAUAGCAGCGCGCCUACGUCGCAAGCGCAGCCAAAAUGGAGGCGCAGCCGGAGGCAGCACCCCGGGACAUGAAAUUCAUCAGCGUGACCAGUUCUCUGCUGACGGACGAGCAGCGAGAAAUGUAUGAGUCCGUCCUGUCAACGUGGAAGCCAGUUGAGUUCGAGCAACCCGUCAAGAGAUAUAUAUGCCCAGAAUGCCACAAGGAAUUCAAGAACUACCAAAACCUGUACCUGCAUACUACCAGAGUGCAUUCUACGAGAGACUCCGCUGUCGUCUGCGAUGUAUGUGAUAAAACUUUCAAAAACAAACAUUACUUGUACAUGCAUAGAAUGAAUAAGCAUUAUUCUGAAGAUGAGAAGUGCUACUGUCAGUUUUGCAUGCAAGAGUUCCGAACGAGUCGAGCUUUGCACAUGCAUGUUAAGAAGUUUCAUCCUGCCGCACUACCGGAGAUCAAGUGUGAAGUGUGCGACAAACAAUUCUCAGUUCCUUACAAGCUGAAGUACCAUAUAGAAGCUUGCCAUAAAGACAAGAAACAGUACAAAUGCCAGUUAUGCCAGAAAUUAUAUGCGAGCAAUUUAAAUUUAAAUAGACACUUACAGACCCAGCAUGCUGAAGUCAAACGACAUCCAUGCGUGUUCUGCCCUAUGACAUUUAAGUCGAAACAUCACAUGAAACGCCAUAUCCUAAACAUACAUCCUCCGCUAGAAUCUAAAGCAACUUGCCCCGAAUGUUCUAGAGAGUUUAAGAAUGAGAAAUAUUUAAAAGAGCACAUGCAGAUACAUUCGUCUUUAGAGACUAAAGUGAAAUGCGAUAUAUGCGAUAAGUUCUUCCAUUCUGCUAUUCGCUUAAAGAAACAUAAGAAAAUAGUGCAUCCAGAGCCUAAGCCUAUGAUCCGUUGCGACAAAUGUGAUAAAGAAUUUGUGCAUGCACAUUAUUUGAAAAGACACUACAACGCUGUUCACGUUGAAGUGGACGAGACGCAGUACCAACAUGAGUGUGACCAGUGCGGCAAAAAAUUCAAGAUCAGAAAGUAUCUGCUUAACCAUUUGCAGCGGCAUGAGCAGCAGCAUUUGAAGAGUUUAUCAAUGAUGGUGAAAACGGUUAUGGGAGAAGAUGGGAAGGAGAUUGAGGUUCCUGUGCCGAAGAGGCAGGGCAGGUUGAGGAAACAGCCUCCGAAGGAUAUAGAGUUUAUUAAGUGCGAGCCGGAAACCAGUUCGGAGUCCGGGUCAGAUGAAACUGAUACAGAAUCAGAGUAGAGCUAAUGUCUUUCCUUGAGUUAAAAAAACCAAUUAAUGCCGCUUGUACAAACAACACUGUUAACUGUCCAUCGGUGGACCUUAUGCCUUUUGUAAUAAGGUUCACCGCGGUCCAUUUGGUCAAUGGUAGUGUGGGUCCAGUCCGCAGCACUGUAGUUGUCUACCACUCAUCACAAUUCUAAACAUCCCAAAAUCAUGAGCAGAUUGAUUUAUUUAUUACAGAGUUCCUAUAAGAACCAUAGCCUGUUAGCUAGUUAAAUUUCUGGUCAAUAGGCUACAUUCCUACUAGUCAAAUCAACUUCUUUUUUAGAACUGUCAAAACGAUUUUCUAAUAUGGAAUUUAUAUGAAAACUAAUAUAGUGACGUCACGGUAAAUUCACCUACUUUUUAUAUUUCAAUCCGAUUUAUUAAAUACAAAUUGUGUUUAAAAAUAGCUGCUAUCUAUGUUUUUUUAAUAAUUAUCUGGUGCUUUAUUUUGUGCACGGUUUGAAAUAAUUUAUUUUAAGUACAGGAAACAUCCCUAUUGGAGACCAGAGAUUGAUAAUAGUUAGGUAAUAAAAAUAACAUAAUUAUGGGACUUCAUUUAACUAUAGAAAAGAAAAAAAAAACAAUUAAGCUUUAAAAAUUUGCGUAUCUGGCUAACUUUUCUUCUAACCCACCUGAUUAAAUUUAGAUUAGAAUUAAAGAAGCUGGCACCUUUUACUAGAUAGCUAUGAUUUCAUAGAGGUAAUACCUACUUACAGUAAUCGGCGAUAAAUAUUGAACAUCAGUCUUUAAAAAGAGAAUAUUGGAGACAACGAGAGAGAAAGAGAAUACUCUACGAAGCCGAAAUUCCGAUGUGAAAUAUUUAUCGCCGGGUUCAGUACAGUAUGUAUAGGGUAAUUCGCCAGUAACUGAUCACUGUUAGUAAUUGACCAUCCUAAACUAAAAAUAAAUUCUAUUCACCUAUAAAAAGAAUUUUUAGUUAAGGGUGGCCAGUUACGAAUUACCCUAUUAUGUGUUGCAUUGCAAAAAGUAUUAUGUGAGAUGUAAUGACAAAAAAAAGUUGUAAAUUAUUAAUAAUUAUAAAAACCGGGCAAGUGCGAGUCGGACUCGCGCACGAAGGGUUCCGUACCAUAAUGCAAAAAAAAAAACGGAAAAAAAUGCAAAAAGAAAACGGUCACCCAUCCAAGUACUGACCACGCCCGACGUUGCUUAACUUUGGUCAAAAAUCACGUUUGCUGUAUGGGAGCCCCACUUAAAUCUUUAUUUUAUUCUGUUUUUAGUAUUUGUUGUUAUAGCGGCAACAGAAAUACAUCAUCUGUGAAAAUUUCAACUGUCUAGCUAUCACGGUUCGUGAAAUACAGCCUGGUGACAGACGGACGGACGGACGGACAGCGAAGUCUUAGUAAUAGGGUCCCGUUUUACCCUUUGGGUACGGAACCCUAAAAACUAUCUUGCUUUAUAAUUAAUCUAGUUCUAUGUAUAGCAAAUUGUACAUUAUUACUACCAUUAAUGAAUAUGUGUAUUUCGGAAUUUCAUCCUAUUAAAUAAGAGUUCGACUCCGUCUCCGAGUAAGAGCGAAAAACUCAAGCAAAGCCUGGGCAAAAAUGUUAACUUGGAGCCAUGAGCUAUGUUAGCAGUUAGUAUAGUUUGUAGGUUUCUAAUAGAGCCCGACGACUAAUCCUAUUGUCUAUUGUUAAGUAAAACUAGGACUUUUAGACGCACGGCCGGUUUCCAUCCUUACUUGGUAGAUAUUCCACCAAUUCGCACGAAGCGCUUUGCUUCUACUUUCCUUAUGCGCACUGCCAAGGAAUGGAAUUCCUUGCCGGCGUCUAUAUUUCCGUGUUCUUAUAACCCGGCAACCUUCAAAUCAAGAGUGAACAUCAGGCACCUUCUGGGCGAGCUCGCUCCAUCGUAGGCCACGUCUACGCCUCGGCUAGUCUGUGGCCAUGAGUAAGCCCAUUCAUAAUAAAAAUAAAAAAAAACCGCUCGUGCUACUUACCUGCAAAAAAGGGUCUUAAUUCUAUUUGGCACCUGAGCGCGGGCUAGUCCAACGCUCAAAAAACCAGUGUAGGUGCGCUCUCCGAUAACGCGCCUUUGUUACGCAUCUCGAUGACACAUUUUAGACUGGUUCUGUAGUGUGCGACUCGCCGGCACUCAGUAACCGAAGUACGUAUUUUUUAUGCAGGUGGUUGUGGCACGUGGCACGAGCGGUUUUACUUAACAAUAGACAAUAGGUUUAGCCGUCGGGCUCUAUUAGAAACCUACAAACUAUAGCACGCCUUCAAAACUAGUUGCUCUGUGAGCAUAGCUUAAAACUCAAUAAAUGUAUGGCGCCGCCAUUUUGAAAAAGAUCCAAAAUCUGUAUCGACAAAAAAAACUAUUUAACUAUCGAAACCUGGUCACAAAAUUUUGCGAUAAUCGGUUGAGAAUUUGCGAUUUGUAGAGAAGAACAUCCGUAUUAAUCCGGACAUACAUGCGAAAGCAUUUUUACCCCAAGCUGGAACGGAGACCUUCGCUAACGCUCGGUCUAAAAUAGCUUCUUCGAAAAACACAAAAUGAGAAACCUAUAAAUGUACAAAUAUAGUUAAAAAUAGUUAAAAAUAAUAUGUAGAACUUAUUAAAAUUUACACAAUAUUAGAUACAAGUAGAAGAAUUGUCAUAGCUAUAAAAUUGUUGUGCUUCAUGUUUCGUAUAAAGAAUCGUUUCCUAUUUGGAUGUUGUAAACUGGGUAGAGUGGGUAGGGUAAUUGCGUUAGUUUACCGUCCGGUGUCAGUUUCCGUCCACUUGACGGAUUAGCAAAUAAUACAUUCAAUUAAAAAUUAGCUUCUAGCGAAUAUAUUUUUUAUGUACAUAAAUAAAUUGUUUAGAUAUUAAGGAUUGCAAUAAGACCAAAUUUGUGCAGCAAUGAAGGUUUAUAUUCAUAUUUCGUCAAGUGGACGGAAACUGACACCGGAGGAACACUAGCACAAUGACCCUAUACCUAUUCCUUAGAUGUCUGCAGCUAGGGUAGCGAGUGUACUACGUUUUUCAUCACAAUCAUCUUGUUACAUGGGUUUUGAGUUAACAGCUGAACAUAUUAACAUAAGGGGUCAUCCAUUAAUUACGUCACACGAAUUUCUAGGUUUUUUGACCCCUCCCCCCCUCCUUGUCACACUUGGUCACAUUUGGCAAACCCCUCCCCCCUAGUGUGACGUCACAUUUUUUCUACGAAAUCGCCAAAUCGAAUUAAGUACCUAAGUAAGUAUUAUUAAUAUUUUAUCAAAAUAUUUUUGACGAUAUAAAUAUUAGUAAUUUUAUAACCCAAAACUGCUUAGGAAAGAAAAUUAAACGAAUAAAAACGAUUAUCGUUUUAAAAACUUGUUAUUUAAAUCAACAGCGAAUAAAAUAAUUUAAAUACAUUUUCGGUUCCUGAUGAAGUUAAAGUGACGUCACAAAGUUUGUGUCUCCCCCCUCCCCCAUGUCACAAUAUGUCACAUUUUCUUGACCCCCUCCCUCCCCCUAAACGUGUGAUGUAAUUAAUGGAUGACCCCUAACUAAUCAUGAUUGUUUAUAAAACAACGAUUUAUUACAUUUAUUUGCGACACCUUAAAUGUAUAUUAUAUUAUGUAAGACGCUUUGGUGUGUUUUUCUUUCUACUUUAUGUAAAUCUUUUCGUAAAAAUAAGAACAGUUAGACC
Cydia fagiglandana is the source of this 5216-nucleotide messenger RNA. Its product is annotated as zinc finger protein 58-like. The coding region runs from base 335 to 1555 and encodes 406 amino acids. Gene Ontology annotation, molecular function: RNA polymerase II cis-regulatory region sequence-specific DNA binding; chromatin insulator sequence binding; DNA-binding transcription factor activity, RNA polymerase II-specific. Gene Ontology annotation, cellular component: chromosome. The transcript is spliced from 2 exons. Gene Ontology annotation, biological process: regulation of transcription by RNA polymerase II. Lineage: Eukaryota; Metazoa; Arthropoda; Insecta; Lepidoptera; Tortricidae. The record is from RefSeq and is a predicted model, not a curated record.